Molecule: messenger RNA, 594 nt
Organism: Penicillium salamii
Lineage: Eukaryota; Fungi; Ascomycota; Eurotiomycetes; Eurotiales; Aspergillaceae
Source: the annotation of a GenBank genome assembly
AUGGUAUCAAUAUUCGGCUGGGGCUCAAGCCCAAAGCCUGAGUCGAUUCAGUCAACACAAGAAAAACCCACACCAGAGCAACCCCAAGCACCGCCAAAAGAACAGGAGCUUCUUCCCCAUCAGACUCCGCGACCUCCGCUCGGGUCCAACACGAACAUCAAACUUCUCUUUGGAGGAAUGACAUUCUUCGCCUUGUCCAUUCUCGUGACACGGCGUGCAUUCAACAAGAAGCGCAUCGCUUGCAUCCCACCUUUUUACACAAGCUCCGUAUACCACCAGCCCCACUCAAACUCUGCGAUGGACGCCUUCGAGGCCCUAAACUUGGCCACCCUCAAUGUGAUUUCAUUUGGCCUGAUGGCUGGUGGAGCAGCUGGAUAUGCUCUGAACAUCAACAACAUUGAUGAUAUGCGGAAGUUCGUGCGAGCUGGCUUGCGGGGCGGCAGUGACACGCCUGUGAAGAGCGACGAGGAGCUCGAAGAAGAGGUGACCGAGUGGGUCUCCAAGGUCCUUGGUGAAAAGUUCGAAAAGCAGUUGGAGAAGGAGAGAAUGAAGAAGGCGUUCCAGCAGGCCAAGGCCGAUGAAGCCGCUAAAUAA